Messenger RNA from Pelobates fuscus (common spadefoot toad), 1188 nucleotides. RefSeq names its product gastrula zinc finger protein XlCGF17.1-like. Lineage: Eukaryota; Metazoa; Chordata; Amphibia; Anura; Pelobatidae. The record is from RefSeq and is a predicted model, not a curated record. Bases 249 to 1121 code for a protein of 290 amino acids. The transcript is spliced from 2 exons.
UUUCUAGUUUCCCCUCCCCAUUUGCUUUCUUCCUAUAUAAGUUACACCCUGAACACAAUACAAGUAGUUUGUAGAUACCUGGACUGUGUGUGUCUCUUCCCUAAUCUAAUACUCCUCCAGCUGUGGGUCUAUAGGAGAGUGCCGAGUAUCUGUAUACGGUGUGCGGUGGGGGGAUCUCAGCCAGAUAUCAUCAAACAUAACAGGUUUUCCCGUCAGCCAAGGUUAUUCUGAAGAACCUGAACAGGAAUAUGAAGAAAUCUUUUAAUAGAAGGACCAAUGAUACCAAUUCUGACAAAUCAAGGAAUCUGUCAGAAUCCUAUAAAACUACAAAGGAGAUAGUAAACGGAAAAGCAAAACGUUACCCAUGUUCUGAAUGUGGAAAAUGUUUUGCCAGCAAAACUUGUCUUGUUACACAUCUGAGAAUUCACACAGGAGAGAAACCGUUCUCAUGUUCUGAAUGUGGAAAAUGUUUUAGCCAGUUCACAAAUCUUGUUACACACCAGAGAAUUCACACAGGAGAGAAACCUUUCUCAUGUUCUGAAUGUGGGAAAUGUUUCAUCACUAAACAGUCCCUUGAGACACACGAGAGAACUCACACAGGAGAGAAACCUUUCUCAUGUUCUGAAUGUGGAAAAUGUUUUGGCAGUAAAGCAAGUCUAAUUUCACAUCAGAAAACUCACACAGGAGAGAAAAAUUUCUCUAGUUUAAAAUGUAGGAAAAGUUUUUGCAAUCAGAAAGAUCUUGUUAUACACCAAAGGCCUUACACAGGUGAAAAGCCUUACUCGUGUACUGAAUGUGGGAAAUGUUUUCAUUUUAAACUAGAUCAUAUUAGACAUCAGAGAACUCACAACGAAAAUAAACCUUUUUCAUGUUCUGAAUGUGGAAAAUGUUUUGGCCGUAAAACAGGUCUUACUAGGCAUCAGAAAUAUCACAGAGGAGAGAAGCCAUUCUCAUGUUCUGAAUGUGGAAAAUGUUUUAGUUGGCACACACACCUUCUUAAACAUCAGAGGACUCAUACAGGAGCAAAGUCGUUCUCAUGUUCUGAAUGUGGAAAAUGCUUUGUCUGUAAAUCACUUCUUGUUGCACAUCAGAAAACUCACACAGGAGAGAAAAUGUUCUAAUGUUCAGAAAGUGGAAAAUGUUUUGCCAGUAAACCUAAUCUUGAUGCACACCAGAGAACUAAAACAG